GGCGGUGAGUGAGAUAUCGACUUUUGCUCUGCCUCUUUCCCUCCAAAGUCUGGAGUUGUUGAUUUCGCAAUACAUUUGUUGCGCGUAAAUAGCAAUACAAAGGACAAAUUACUCGCUUUAAUCUCGUUUGCUUUUUAAAUUCUCAAUGAAUCAAGUGAAGUGGAGUGCGCGCGAGAGGUUAUAAUAUGAACCUAAUAAUGUAGGCGUCAUUGCAUGACGGAUUUCUAUGUUGACCGCGCGCGCGCCAGCAUUUUUCUCUUUCUUUACAAAGAUCACAUAUAUGCUGACCCUUUACAUCAUGACAGCGGAGUUAAGUAACUUUACGUCCCUCUUGAAUAACGUGACUGAGCUUCAAAACCACACAAGAGGUUGCAGCUUAACCAAAACUGGUUUUCAGUUUUACUACUUACCCACCGUGUACAUUAUUGUGUUCAUCACGGGAUUUAUUGGAAACAGUCUGGCCAUAUGGAUGUUUGUGUGUCACAUGAGGCCAUGGAGCAGCAUCUCCGUAUAUAUGUUCAAUUUGGCACUUGCGGAUUUUUGUUACGUGCUCUCGCUACCUUUUCUCAUAUUCUACUACUUCAAUAAAACGGACUGGAUUUUUGGAGACGUGUUGUGCAGGUUGCAGCGGUUUAUUUUCCACGUGAAUCUCUACGGGAGCAUCCUGUUCCUGACGUGCAUCAGCGUGCACAGGUAUUCCGGUGUGGUCCAUCCUCUGAAAUCACUGGGAAGGCUGAAAAAGAAAAACGCGGUGCGCACGGUCGCUUUUGUGUGGUUCAUAGUUGUGGUGGGAAUCUCUCCGAUCCUCUAUUACUCACGCACGGGGCCAAAAAAGGGAUACACGACCUGCUACGACACCACGACGGCGGACGAGCUGCCUGGUUAUUUCAUCUACAGCAUGUGCAUGACAGUGUUUGGUUUCUGCAUCCCGUUUAUUAUAAUUCUGAGCUGUUACGGAGGUAUUGUCAGGGCCCUCAUUUAUAAUGACAUGGACAAUGCUCCGCUGAGGAAGAAAUCUAUAUACCUGGUCAUCAUUGUUCUCACUGUGUUCGCUGUAUCCUAUUUGCCCUUCCAUGUCAUGAAGAACCUGAACAUGAGAGCUCGACUCUACUUCCAGAGUCCGGACAUGUGUGAUUUUAAUAAUAGAGUGUAUGCCACUUACCAGGUGACAAGGGGCCUGGCCAGUCUUAACAGCUGUGUGGACCCUAUUUUGUAUUUCUUGGCCGGGGACACGUUUAGACGCAGACUGUCCAGGGUCACCAAAAAGGCCUCCAGAAAAGGAGAUCACACUCUUCAGUCCAAGAGCGAGGAGACGGCGCUUAACAGCUUGCCUGAGUACGUCCAGAAUGGGGACAAUCGCAUGUGAUGGUGUUUGAAGAAAGUACAUGAAUUGUCAUCUGUAACUCCUGUAUAUUAAGAAUUAAACACAGUUCCUUAUAGUGAUUGUAUUUAGAAAAUUCAAAGUUGUUGUACUGUACCUUUUGCCAGUGUUAGUCAUGAGUUACUUUUACCGAGUAUAUUUUCGUAUAAUGUGAUGAAAGGCGAAACAGAACUGAUAAGUAACUUCUUUAAAACUAAAACUAAACAAGCAAGCUAUCACUAUCGACCUGUGUUUUAAGGGAUAGUUCAUC
This is a messenger RNA of Triplophysa rosa, 1631 nucleotides long. RefSeq names its product purinergic receptor P2Y1 (gene p2ry1). Gene Ontology annotation, molecular function: ATP binding; G protein-coupled ADP receptor activity; G protein-coupled ATP receptor activity. Gene Ontology annotation, biological process: phospholipase C-activating G protein-coupled receptor signaling pathway; relaxation of muscle; platelet activation. The record is from RefSeq and is a predicted model, not a curated record. The coding region runs from base 227 to 1366 and encodes 379 amino acids. Gene Ontology annotation, cellular component: plasma membrane. The transcript has a single exon. Lineage: Eukaryota; Metazoa; Chordata; Actinopteri; Cypriniformes; Nemacheilidae.